Molecule: messenger RNA, 17184 nt
Organism: Opisthorchis viverrini
Lineage: Eukaryota; Metazoa; Platyhelminthes; Trematoda; Opisthorchiida; Opisthorchiidae
Exons: 88
Coding region: 1-17184 (5727 amino acids)
Biological process (GO): intracellular calcium ion homeostasis; calcium ion transmembrane transport
Cellular component (GO): sarcolemma; smooth endoplasmic reticulum; calcium channel complex
Molecular function (GO): calcium ion binding; ryanodine-sensitive calcium-release channel activity; protein binding
Source: RefSeq, a predicted model, not a curated record
AUGAAUCUCAAAUUAGCAAACGCGACCCGGACCUUGCAGAUUCGUGCAUUGACCUCAUCCGUCACACUACAGUCAGAAUCAAUACGACUUCCAACAAACGUAAAACGCUCCACAACUUCCAGUGCCUCUCCCUGGAUUACACCUCCGCCAAAUAUGCCACCUUGUGUAUUCGUGCUUGAGCAGGCACUUUCAGUUCGCGCGCUGCAAGAAAUGUUGUCUAUACGAUCUCAAGGCUCUGACACUGGUUUUGCAAGUGGUGAUGGAUGCAGCCAGAAGGCGACGCUGCUCGUGUUCUCUCCUGCUGCAUUCAAACAACGGUUUGGUUUCCAAAUGGGUCCAAAUGGAUCUAAUGAGACCGCGGUAUCCGAACCGCAAUUCCUCAGCAUAGCUCUGAUUCUCAUCAAUAUUGCUUUUCUUCCCCAUCGUCCAAACUGCUACGAACACCGCCCCCGUCGCCAGCAUGUCUAUGGUGAAGUAUUCUCCGGUCAUGGGGUUAUUGCAAGUUUCCAACAAACUCUAUGGACAGUGAUCCCAGUCUCCAGCGGUGCUGUUCGACAAAAGUCAAUGAAUAUGGUUCUCGGUGGAGACGUCGUGCGACUCUUUCAUGGUGACGAGUCCCUCACUGUUAGCGCACCGGACUCCGAAGAAGCGAAUCCUCUGGUCCCUCCAGCGCACAACGGUGGAGCUCCAGGAAGCCCUCCGAACGCCGGGGUGCGAGGCAAUCAAACAAACACUGCUAAUACAAGCCACCUGAAUGUGGAAGCUUCCACGGGGUAUCGUCAACAGGUGAUGUAUGAAAUCGGAGCUGUGUCAAGCAGUGCGCGUUCCUUAUGGCGCAUCGAGCACUUGAAAACCAAAUGGAGCGCUGGUUUCUUCUCAUGGGCCAGCGAGGUACGUCUGAGACACGUGACUACCGGUCGAUAUUUGGGCGUGAAUCCGGCUGAAGCAAACGGAACAGGACAUUGUGAUGUCGUUACACUGUCACCAAACGAGGCAUCCGAGGCCGCUACGAUUUUCCAACUAAGGCCCACCAAGGUCAGUCCACUGUUGUCUUGGAUACCUCAUAAUCUGCUCCAUUUUACUGGUUGCCCCUUCAGUCCACCACAACAUGGUGACCGAUCUCACAUUGUUUCCUCAUACUUUACUCAACAGGAUGACAAAAAACGCAUGGAGGAGCACGGGGACGAAGGAAUGGGUGAACCGGACUUGCGUCUCGGUGAAACACUAACCUAUUUGCAACACGCCGCAUCUGGCCGAUGGCUGUCUUACGAGGCCUACGAAACGAAAAAGCGCGGACUUGGUCGCGUAGAAGAAAAGAAGGCCACACUCCUUGUGGAAGGUCAUAUGGACGAUCUGUUUAGUCUCGUUCGUGCACAAGACGAAGAGAUCAAAUCCGCCUCCGCGAUUCGUCGAUGUACCGCCGUUUUCAGUUCGUUUGUCAACACACUGCGCUACAUCUGUCCUCCACAUCAAACCGGAUACAGUGGACCACAAAUCCAACCACUGAAUCCACAGUCUCCGGCCAUUUUGCGUCUCACCAGCGGAGUUCUUCUUGGUGAGGUUACUCAGUGUCUUGAAGAUCUGAUAGACUUUUUCGCCCAACCAGACCCCCAUGAAGAACACGAGGUUCGACAAGCCAAACUAGCGGCACUGCGUAAUCGACAGAACCUCUUUCAAAACGAAGGCAUGAUUGGCUGCGUGCUGAACACGAUCGAACGGUUCACAGGCACAUUUCAAACCCGGCGCGAGUUCUCCCAAGUUGUGGGUGAAGACAAGUCUGAACAAUUCGAUCGUUUGGGAAAUUACCUCUAUCUAUUAUUGGCAGCUCUGAUUCGUGGGAAUCGCGAGAACUGCGCCCAGUUCGCCACUCCAAGCCGUUUGGACUGGCUGUUCAACCGACUGGAGCUUCAAGAAGGAUUUGCUGAAGGCGUCCUGGAUGCACUACAUUGUGUGUUAACGGACAGCGAUGAAGCUCUGUAUCUGAUUACGGAACGGCACAUUCGGACCUUGAUCAGUUUACUUGACAAACAGGGUCGUGAUCCAAGGGUACUCCAAGCACUUUGUUCACUCUGCCUCGGGCGCCAGGGAGGUGCGGUGCGUUUGAACCAGGACUUGAUCUACAACACCCUGUUACCUCAGCGUGACCUACUGUUGCAAACCAAACUGGUGGAUCAGUGCGGAUCGAUGCGUCCCAACUUGUUUGUGGGCAUCAAGGAGUAUGAUCCACUAUUUCCCCAUGUUUUCUUUACCAAGGGCGGAUCGAUGUAUCCCAAAUGGUACUUUGAAGUGAUUGUUGAUGCCCUGGAAACUGUAACCCAUCAGCCUGCUCAUCUUCGAGUUGGAUGGGGUAACACUGAAGGUUACGACGCACAACCAGGCGGUGGUGCAGGUUGGGGUGCCGCGUGCCUUGGAGAUGAUCUGUUCAGUUAUGCAUUUGAUGGACGAUGCUUGUGGGCCGGCGGCAAACCCAAACAGGCUAGCAUUGGGACCGAAGAGGCCUCCACCAACGAAGAACCAUCAACCACCGGUCUCCCACUAAAGCGGGGGGACGUGAUCGGAUGCCUGUUGGAUUUGACAGGACCUGUCAUACAAUUCAACGUAAACGGUCGUCUUGUCAGAGGCUACUUCCAGGAUUUCAACACGACCGGUCUGUUCUACCCAUGCAUCAGCAUGAAUGCCAAAGCUAGCGCCAGAUUCCUGCUUGGCAGUAAUCAAGGCCGACUUCGGCACGGACCACCACCUGGCUAUGCCCCCAUAUGCGAUGCUCGCCAGCCUGGACAACGUCUCCGUCUUGAGCCGGUGUUCAGCUUCGGUCAACUUGAGAAGUCCGUGUACACUGGCCCACUAGCUUCUCCGACCCCUCAGCAGUCUGUGUUUGUUCCCCGAACUGUACGCACGAACCAUAUUCAACUUCCGAGUAAUGUGGAGGUGUUUCGGGACAGGCUGGCUGAGAACCUACACGAUAUGUGGUCUAUGCGCAAAAUCGAUCAAGGUUGGAAAUAUGGCGAGCGUCGCGAUGAUCAACGCGGUCUUCACCCGUGCCUCACCACGUUCGCCAAGCUUCCUCCUCAGGAUCGCCAGUACAAUGUGACUUUGGCCUACGAAACGCUACGCACAAUAGUCGGCCUUGGAUAUAACAUCACUUAUGAACCGCUACCGGAGGGGACUCGGAUGAAGACCAUCAAACUAUCCAAUAGUUUUACACAAGCCAACGGUUACAAACCACAACCCUUGGACCUAUCACAAAUCCGUCUGUCAAAGCGCCUUGAGGCGUUGGUCGAUCAGCUGGCCGAAAACACCCACAAUAUGUGGGCACGUGACCGAAUCAGUUUGGGUUGGACAUACGGGUUCACCGAAGAUCAUGCUCAGAAACGCAGUCCUCACUUGGUACCAUUCAGAGAAGUUGAUCCGAUCAUUAAAAAUUCUAACCGCGAAACAGCUAUCGAGACGGUCAAAACACUGCUAGCCUACGGUUAUUCAUUAACUCAGACCAGCUCGGACUCUUCUGAUGCCGCCCGUGGUAACAGUGCCUCGGAAUACUCGGGGCCUACAAGGACGUACCGGGGUCAGGCCAGUCGAGCAGUCACUCGUGGCAAGUGGUACUACGAGAUAGAAGUGCUGACGUCUGGUUUUAUUCGUAUUGGCUGGGCAAAAAAGAACGCACCACCGGACGCCAUUGUUGGUUCGACCAGCAAUUCCUAUGCAUUCGCAGCACACCAAGCACGCAAAUGGCACCGGGUAGGAACAACCUACGGGAAUGUUUGCCAACCCGGAGACGUCGUUGGCUGCAUGCUAGAUUUGAUAGACAAGACAAUAAGUUACGUCCCUGCGUUCUCUCUGGGCUCCGGACAACAAGUGAAAGUGAACUACGGCAACGAUGUGCAAACCUUGAAGUUUUUCACCUACUGCGGUCUACAAGAAGGCUACAAACCGCUUUGUGUUAACAUGUGUCGGCCAAUGCCAAUGUGGUACGUCCGCGACGAUGCAUCUCUGUUUGUGGACGUGGAUAAACAACAUCCGUUUCUGCAAAUCUCGCUGUCCACGGGAAGCACCCCAGGCUUCAAAGUUAUCGGGAAACAAGCCGACCACAGCGCAUCUGAUGAAACGCUUUAUCUGCGCCUCAGUCUCGGUACCCGCUGCAAAGAUACCUUUACCAGCAACGCCCCGUUCCAUAUCCACCUCGGUCUUAUUGCCCCUCGCCUAUGUGUCUCCUUCACCAGACCGCUGAAGGAGCGUCACGCGUAUCUGGAUUCGUUGCGACGCCACUUGGAACCUGAACUCGCCACUGUUGGACAGAUGGGAAUGCACGCAGAUAUGACUAAUCUGACAAUGAUGGGUGGUAAUAUGACUUCCUCGACACUGGAAAUGCGGGACCGUCGUGCUAAAAAGACUCGGCUGGGGAAUAUGUUCAAGAAAGGAAAGUCACGUGAACCCAGUCCGGAUGUGGGCUCCACCGUCGGUAGUGGAGCUGGUGUGUCAGCCAUCAGCGCCGGUGGCAGUGGUCUUGUUCAGACAGGAGGAAAACGUACAGCCCAGCCACAGGUCGGAAUGAUAGCUCAAGCAGGUGGCCAGGGCAGUGCCGGUUCGGGUAGCCUGGUCUCAGGAACAGCAGGAACGUUCUCUGGCAGCCUGACCGGUGGAAGUACGCAAGGAUUUCAGCAAUUUCAGCCAUCUGCACUUCAACAAACUAUGGUUCAGGAGACUGCGAUGCCACUACACACGGCACAGAUGCACACUCCGCAAAUAAUGGUGCCAAGCCAAGCAGGUGUUGGACCUGCCACCUUUGGUGUCCCGUCUCUUCUAGAUGAUCUGGACAUGCUUGUACCUGAUGCUAGUGGUCACAUGAGCCCCAUCGCCAAUCUGAUUGACGAGUUUUGCUUCACUGUCUUGGUUCUGCCUGGUCAAGAUCCUGGGCUGGUUCAUAUUGGUUGGGUGACCAACUACUUCAAACUGGCCAAACCUCCAGGACCGGACAGCUCCAGCUUGUCCUUGUUGCACAACAGUCAACAAGGCGGCGGUUUCGACACCGUGACCGGACAGCCGUUCGCGCAGCCUGGUGUGGUGAGCAAUCAGAUGCUCGGAGUAAGCUACGUAGAACUGUUCAAUGUGAGACAAGCUGCUGUGUGUCUGCUCGAAUCAGAUUUGACGCUAAAAUCUGCCGUAGCUGAACGUGCCUCGUUCAUGGUGAAUUUGGGCCAGUUGUUGAGCCAAAUGGCAACACCGGAAGAUUUGGGCAAACGUAUGAGUCAGGGAUUGUCACUCACCUGCUGGGUAGAUGUGGCUACCGGCACACUCGGUUUCGAUCUAAACGGUCGUGACACGGGAAUUCGUUUUCAGGUCGAACCCUCCACACGGUUGUUCGGAGCUGUCUUCUAUCGACCCACAGUACGUGAGGCGAUCCACUUUGAAUUCACUCGACGGAAUCGAUACACGCUUCCAGUGACAGCCAGUAUGUUGCGACCACCAAGACAGGCGUCCAGUCUGCCGCCGCAUCGUCUGAAGGUCCAAGCUUUACAACGUUUGCAUUGGGCCCGUGUACCGCCAAGGACGGUCAAGAUGUAUAGCAUGAAAAUAAGCGAUCAGCGUGGUUGGAGCACCAUCUUGGAAGACCCGGUUUCCGAGCUGGCUGUACAGCUCCCGGAAUCUGGGAGAUGUGUGACCGCUUUGGAGUUGGACGAGAUGCCCCCUUUGCUCAAGUUCCAUUCACACACGCUGGAACUCUACCGAGCUCUGUGUUGUCAUGCUAACCAUAACGUUGCUCAAAGUCUGACGCAACAUGUGGACGCUCAUCAACUUCUGCAUGUGUUCACGGCUGCCGAUAUACCUGGACCUCUACGAUCCGGCUUUGUCGAGCUUAUGCUCACAAUGCAUGUGUCCAGUCAUGUGAAAUUGAAACAAGUUACCGGGAAAGAAUUCAUCGUGCCGCUCGUACGUCCAGAUAUGAGCAAACCGGAACUGUUGAGCAUGGGUAGCCCGGAAGAGCUGACACGAGAGGAAGACGCCGAGGAAGGACCGGAAAGCUUCGAUUUCGAUCGCAUCCCAGCUGUCAGUGAACAUCUGAGUAUCCGACCGCGGCUGAAGACCGAUCCACAUUUGCUCAUUCCCGGAGCCGACGGUACAGGCAGUGUUCCGGUACCAGCACAACUGGAGAAGAGCAAAGAAGAUGCAGCUCUGUCCGCGGCGAUGAGUGUUGCCGGACCAGGCGGCCUACUCAAACUGGCGGACUGUCCAGACUUCCCAAUCACCCAGCUAAAAGAACUCUGUCUGAGUUGUCUGGUGGAAAGUGUGAACCGUGGUGGAGGGAUUCGUGAUCCAGCCGGAGGGAACUUCGAACAUUUGCUGCUUCCACUUCUCCGUACCAUCAACUGUUUGUUGGUGAUGGGCACUUUGGACGCCACAGAUGUGAAGAUACUUCUGGCCAUUCUGGACCCGAAAACCUUCGAGAAUCCUAGGCAUAUGAGCACUGCAAUUGGCGAGAGUUUGCUGGAAUUCCCACUACCGGAGAGUGUUCAGCUGGAAGUCUGCCGAUUACUACACACCCUUUGUGACCUUCAGCUACGUCACCGUGUCGAACAGGUCGUGAAAUUCGCCAGCACAUUUGUUAAGGAGCUCCAGUCGGUGAGUAGUUUGUUACUUCUCACUGUGUACAGUAACAGUCGAACUUAUCUUCUGGUUUAUUGCCGACCCUUAUCGCGUGGGGUUAGCUUGAAGGAAAGGCAAGCAGAAUUAUUCACGUCUUUGUCGGCCUUGUACUUUUUCCCACCACAGGAUCAAUAUUCGCGCUACAUGGCUAUCAAGCUGUCCAACUUGCCAUCAUCUGUGGCUGCCAGGCGAACCAGAGAAUUUCGCUGUCCGGCAGCCGUACAGAUGUCAUGCCUCCUUCGAAUGCCCGGUCCCGGUGGACCAACCGGUCGGUUGGAAGAAGGUCCAGAAACAACUAGCGAAGAGCCGACAAACACGGAGCCCACGGAACCGAACCCCAUGGAGGAACCUGGUGAUGAAAACAAGGAGGGAGAAGAGUCCGAAGGCGAGGACACCAAUCGUUGUGCAGAAGAGGUUAAAGAACUUCUAAGAAGAUUCCACAAACACCUCACAGACAAACUCGGCGUCCUUCGGCCAGGCAGUGAAGGAGCUGAUGCCGGUGAACACGGUGGAUCGGAAUCGAUGAUCGACAGUGGCUAUGGCGAUAAUAGUCGGGUGUUCCCGGUGACACAUGCACCGGACAACUUGAGUUUAGUCUCUUUUGGUCAGGUGUAUCCCCCAGACGACCUACAGACGGCUCUGUCCCGCCUCCCCCUAGUCCCUCCUGACAUGGGUAAUCCGGAAGAAGGUUCUGGGGUUCCUCCGUGGAUUUUACAAGCGGCCUGGAAUCUUAUUAUGAAGAAACGUGGUUACUCACCAACCGAAGAUGAACAGAAAGAGCUCGAUCGGCUGUAUGAAGCACAAAAGUCUGAAGCGGCGGGAAAAAAUACCUUCACUGAUCUCAUCACUAGAACCAUCGUGAAGUGGGCCCGUAGCAAGUACAUUGAAAACUUGGAGUUGAUCAGAGAGAUGUUCUCAGUCCUCUAUCGCCAGUAUAACGCGAUUGAAGAGUUGCGGGGUGCCCUGGCGAAAACGUAUGUCAUAUCUUCACUGUCACAAGACGAAGUGUCGCGACUUCUACGUUCGCUCGGUCGAGUUCGCUGCCUUUUGGGAGUGCAGCUGGGUUCAAAUGAAGAGAUGUUGCUCAAAAACUGUCUCUGGGAUCUGAUGAACAACAAGGUAUUCUUCCAGCACCCGGACCUCACACGUUGUCUGGCCGUACACGAAACGGUGAUGCAGCUGAUGGUCCAGACUCUUACGAAGGCCACGUUGGAGCAACCCGGUACAGCUGGUAGCGGCGGUGCAGCAGAUGCAUCUGGAGUGCGCACUUCUGCUGAAAGCGGCGUUACUGUCGCCACAUCUUCGGCGAUACUUCCGGUCGUUCAAGAAGAAGGUCUCGGAUUGGCAACAAGCACGACAGAACAACGAAACGCCGCCGGUCCCACGGAGAUGGUCGUCCAGUGCUGUCGGUUUCUAUGCUACUUCUGUCGAACUUCACGAGGAAAUCAGAAGGCCAUGUUCGAACAUUUGAGUUACAUGUUGGAGAACUCGUCCAUGCUCCUUGGUUCAUUUUCCGAUACCGUUGUCCACUUGCCUAGUCUAGUGUACAUGUUCCUUGGCCGGCUGAAUUCUGAGAUGGCUCGUGGGAAUUUUCCGUUUCGGAACAAAGUUGCUGGUGUCCAAUUCUCACAAUGGGAAGCCGCAAGGCACUUUGCAGCAGUUCCAUUCUUGUAUAGACGUGGUGCACUACUCAUCAUAAACGAGAGUUUUAACUGGGUUCCAGCUCGUCCCAGUCUCCGCGGUACCUGCCCACUGGACGUGGCGUACUCAUCCUUGAUGGACAAUAAUGAAUUGGCAUUGGCGUUGCGUGAAAAGCAGUUGGAAAAGGUGGCCGUUUACCUCUCUCGUUGUGGUGUGCAGUCAAAUGCAGAACUACUUGCCAAGGGUUACCCAGACAUUGGCUGGGAUCCAGUCGAAGGCGAACGCUUUUUAGAUUUCUUACGCUUUACUGUUUGGGUAAACGGCGAAACGGUGGAAGAGAACGCCAACCUUGUUGUACGACUGCUGAUUCGUAGACCCGAGUGUCUGGGACCCGCACUUCGCGGUGGGUCGAAAACGAUGAAGCCACCAACGGCCGUGGCAGCAAUCGAAGGAAACGAGUUACCGCCUGGUGGUCCCGGUGAACUCCGUGAUGCAGGUGAGACGACCAACCCCGAUGUCGAAGCUCAACAAACCUUGGUCGGUGGAGGCCUUUUGAAGGCGAUGAAGGAAGGCAUCGUCAUGUCUGCGCAAAUCAAGCUGGUGAAGAUGGCCCAAGAAGCCGAGGCUGCCGGACUGAAUCCAGAGGAUGAAGACUUGGGGUGGCGUACCGUACUGAUGGACUAUGAAGAUGCGAAUCUGUUUGUCCCAUUGCCGUAUAACUUUGAAUGUCUUCCACCUGAAGACAGUCCGGACUACAUUGACUUGGGCGCAGCAAUCCUGACAUUCCACUCGGUGUUGGUCAAUUUGUUGGGCUUCUGUGCUCCGGACAUGGAGACAACCAAGAGCGAGUCUGUUCGAGCGCGAUCGAUUCUACAAUCCCUAGUCAGCAUGAAUGACUUGGAGGGUGUUUUAUCUCUUCGGUUCAUCCUGCCUCCUCCAAAACUUGAAACGCAGUUGGAUGAAGACGGCCAAGAAGAGUGGGUAGACAAAGCAGGAAUGCCUCCUGGCUUGCUACCGGAACACAAAGCUUCCGUUGUCCUGUUCCUCGAGCGUGUCUAUGGGAUAUCAGAUGCCGGGACGUUCCUCCGUCUUCUGGAGAAUGCGUUCCUACCAGACCUCCGCGCUGCCACCUUGUUGGAUGCGGCCGUGGUGCCGGACAGUGAUAUGGCCCUCGCUUUGAAUCGCUACCUUUGCAACAAUGUGCUUCCUUUGCUCACGAGACAUUCACACUUCCUGCGCGAGGAAGGCUCAGCUGGUGGACUUUUCGAGGCCACUUUACAGACCGCCUACCGCUUAUCCAAGUGCAGAGCCAUCACUAAUCACCAACGUGACAUUCUGUGCGAGUUCCUGGUCGCACUGAUGCAGCAAAUUCGACCGCCGAUGAUGACCGCAUUGCUGCGGAAGAUGGCCGUAGAUUUGCGCAAUUUGUCAAAGGAGUCGGUCGUUCCACUUCGUGUUCUCACGGAAUUUUAUCAACGUUGUGGAACCUAUUACACAUCCGAAGGUUGGACGGAUGAUUUCAAGUCUGUAGCGGCAGCUGCAGCAGUCGGUGCGGGUGCCGGAGCUGGAGGAGGUGCAGGUGGCGAUCACGAAGCUGGUAAACCUCCUUCGACGGAGAGUGCGGACGCCACGGCUGGACGUGGAGCCGGAGCCGGAGUCGGUGGUGAUUCGAUUGCGACGGAAGAAGAACGAAGCUUGACAGCACAGUUGUUCAUAUUGAUUUUCGAUAAUCUGUCUCGACAACCCUAUGAACCGGAACUAUUCUCGUACGCGUUGCCAUGUCUGUCAGCGAUCGGGUGUGCUCUCCCGCCGGACUACUCGAUUAACAUGGGUGAUCCAGGUAUUGGAGCAGAUGGAGAGCAGGGAGGAUUUGAGAGAUUCGGUUCGAGAACUGGUGCACUUCUUUCGCCCGGCGGUCCUGGGUUGAACGGCUCUGAUCAACUUGAUGAUGUGGCUCACCACGACAUCUUUAUCCCACAGCCCAUCGAAACUUCGCAGUUGUAUAGGGUUCUUACGAUUAAACGGUGUCACAUGGCCUCUGUAAGAUGCCCAGAAGAUUCCAAAUCCGUUCCUAGUUUUUAUUGCGUUUUACGAAUGGAGGGGGUGCACUUACCGAAUGCCAUGAAAGGCCUAAUCGAUCGUUUCGCUCAACACUGUCAUGAUUCUUGGGCAUUGGAAUUGAUCGAACAAGGCUACACCUUCGGACCAGUUGUAGACGAAGUCAAGCGGACGCACCCAAACCUGUGCAGCUUCGCCAACUUGCAGGAACAUGAGCAAGCACGUUACAUUCAACCGGUCACGGAUACGUUGAAAGCCAUGUUCGCCCUCGGUUGGUCGGUCGACGCCGAAGACGCGCGACAUCAUGAUUCAACUGCCGAUCGGAAUAACAUUCGUCGGUCAACCAUCACUGCGGACGCUUCAUACAACCCAAGUCCAGGUGAUCUGCGUGGAGUGAAUGUGUCCAAGGAGAUGAUCAAUCUGGCCGAACGUCUGGCCGACAAUGCACACAACAUAUGGGCAAGGCAAAAGAUGCAUGAUCUGGAAGCGAUUGGUGGCGGUGUACACCAGCUGCUAGUUCCCUACGAGAUUCUCACAGAUAACGAACGGAAACGCUACCGUCGUCUGACGCAUGAACUGAUAAAAUAUUUGCAAUACCAUGGGUACCGCAUGUCAUUCAGAUCCGGCGGGGCGCAACAGCAGAGUGCUCAGGGAGGUGGGGGCGCUGGAGGAGCGACUGCCGAUGCAGGGAGACCAGCGGAUGGACAUGCUUCCAGAUUCGCCUAUGGUCUUUUGAGCAAGCUACUGGAUUAUGUGGAAUCCGCAAUGUCCUCUGUACACGAGACCAUGCCGAGUACGCGCUUCAGUGCUUCACGCACUUGUGUCACAUCCAGUCAUGAUAUGAAAUUCUUCGUCAAGGUGGUUCUCCCCCUGGUCGAACGGUACUUUGAGACACAACACUCCUACUUUUUGGAUCCGCUGACUGGAGCUUCGCUGGAGGAGAAGAAAAUGGCUGCAACACUUUUCUGCAAACUGUUCUCUCUCCUUCGGGCGAAACUGAGUGCAUUUGGACACGACGUCCAGAUCGCUGUGUCGUGCUUACAAGGACUGGUUCAAACGAUCGAUGUCAAAGCAAUCCUCAAGAUGGGCACCGCGGAAGACUUCAUUCGAAGCAGACUACUACCCUUUUUUGUCAACUGCGCAGACGAUCUGUGUGUUUUGCUUCGAAACUUGGACAAUGCGCGAUAUUCACACGUCAAGGGGACCAUCAAACGUGGGGCUUGCUCUGUAGACUACGUCCACAUGGUCCUCAUACCUGUAUUGAAGUCGAUGUUUGAACAUUUAGCCAAGAACGAAUGUGGUGAGGACCUCUUAGCACGUACUCAACCAAUCGUCGCCAAUUCCACUGCGGACAUGCUUGGCCAAUACUUUCUUCCCGUUUCCGAACGGCUUCUGGAACACGCGCUAAUUGUUGAGAAGGUGGAAGAGCUGUUUAAAUCAGAGAAGCGAGCAGCACGUACUCAACCAAUCGUCGCCAAUUCCACUGCGGACAUGCUUGGCCAAUACUUUCUUCCCGUUUCCGAACGGCUUCUGGAACACGCGCUAAUUGUUGAGAAGGUGGAAGAGCUGUUUAAAUCAGAGAAGCGAGCAGGCUUGGAAACGGCGAGUGAACGCGAGGAAGAGUUGAGCGGCCUGGUGGAAGUGUUGGUACGGAAUUUGUUUGCAUUCUACCCACUUCUAAUCAAAUUUGUCGAUCGUCAUCGAUCUGCUUGGCUCAAGCAUCCGACGCAGGAAACGCAACGCCUAUUCACAGCGGUCGCGCGUAUGUUCCUGAUCUGGGCGAAAGCCACGAAAUUCAAACGUGAGGAGGAGAACUUUGUCAGCCAGCAUGAAAUCGAUCAUCUGUCUCUGAUAGUGCCGUCUGGUGGGGGAAGUUCAAGCCUCGCCCCUCGUACUCGGUCCACUAUCAAUGGGAAAAGUGACACUGGAGGAGUCAAGCCAAGCUUGAGUUUACUCGGAGGACGUGAACAAGAACUGGUCUUGUGCGCCAAAAGGAAGCUUAUUCGGGUUGAACCGCGAACACAACGUUGGCAGAGACUGCUCUAUCAGAAAAUCGAUAAAACGAUUGCACAAACUGGUCGCCAUGCGGGACUCGGUGUCUCCACCCGAGAUGAAGUCGUUGACCGUAUUUUGACGCUUUCCAAAGUGAUGCAUGGCUUAUACUUGGUUGAUCAUCCACCAACGAUGGCCAAAGGAGCCUGGAAAAAACUGGUCUCAUCCCAAAGAAAGAAGGCGGUCAUGGCCUGCUUCCGUAUGGUCCCACUCUAUGCACUGCCGGUACACCGGGCGGUCAACCUCUUCAUCUCAUCCUAUACACAAGAAUGGCUGGACUAUGAGGAGUCUUUGGGAGUCAAGCUCAUCGAAGAUAUCACAAACGAGGAGGGUGUUGAUCAUCCACCAACGAUGGCCAAAGGAGCCUGGAAAAAACUGGUCUCAUCCCAAAGAAAGAAGGCGGUCAUGGCCUGCUUCCGUAUGGUCCCACUCUAUGCACUGCCGGUACACCGGGCGGUCAACCUCUUCAUCUCAUCCUAUACACAAGAAUGGCUGGACUAUGAGGAGUCUUUGGGAGUCAAGCUCAUCGAAGAUAUCACAAACGAGGAGGGUGUAAGUGCGGGCAGUGAGGCCGACUCGGGGUGUGUGUCGGGUACAGCCACACCAGCCAAGUCAACGAGUGGGUAUUCAUUAGACAGUUCAUUCAAAUCGAUCGAAGAUUCUGCGGCUUCACAUGCCUUGGAGUUCAUGGAUUCCGUACUGGAUCUCAGCUUUCCCAGUGAAACUGAGGAUGGCGGGGAUGGUUGUGCGAAGCCUGUUCUGCCCGCUGGACCACCGACAGUCUCCGGUUCGGAGGGUGGCGCCCCAACAGAUUCAGCAGCUCCCGAUCCGUUGACCCAACUCUUGACGGCUUUGAGUCGAUCAGCGAUGGAGCAGGCACCAGAUGACCCACUGUAUUUAGCCUAUGCACGAAUAAUGGGCAAGAGUUGCAGCGGUGAAGACGAAGAAGAGGAGGAAGAGGAGGAGGAAGAAGAAGGCGCAACGUUUCAGGAUCAAGAAGAACAGAAACUGCAACUGUUGAGUGAACAGAAUCGUUUGGCCGAUCGUGGUGCUGCAGAAAUGGUGUUGUUACAACUGGCUGCUUCUCGAGGUGAAGCAACUCCCGUUGCUCAGGCCAGUAUCCAACUGGGUAUCGCACUGUUAUUGGGAGGAAACGUUUCCGUUCAAAGCCGCAUGUUGGAGUAUUUGAACCGCAAGAAGUUGUCCGGGUUCUUCACAAGUUUGGCAGGCCUGAUGCAGAACUGUUCCGUACUUGAUUUGGACACGUUUGAACGGUGCAACAAGGCGGAAGGCCUCGCUGUAGGCCUUUCCGAUAUGAAGGGCAUCACAAAUUUGUACGAUGCCGAUUUCACUUGCAAGAUUUUCCGUUUCCUGCAACUACUCUGUGAAGGUCACAAUCUAGCGUUCCAGGACUACCUCAGAACGCAGGCCGGAAACACUGUCUCGGUUAAUCUGAUCAUAAGCACAGUCGAUUACUUACUGCGUCUACAGGAUUCAAUCAUGGACUUCUAUUGGCACUACUCAAACAAAGAGACCAUAGACGAAUCGGGAAAGAGCAGCUUUGUGCGAGCUAUCAAAAUCGGCAAACAGGUGUUCCGAAGUCUGACCGAGUAUAUUCAGGGUCCAUGCGUUGGUAACCAACUGGCUUUGGCUCAUAGCCGUCUCUGGGAUGCGGUUGGUGGAUUCAUCUACGUGUCAGCACAAAUGCAGGACAAACUGAGUCGAGAUCCGGAUCAGUUGGAUCUGCUUCGAGAAUUCCUCAAUCUCCAAAAAGAAUUGAUGAUCAUGUUGUUGUCGAUGCUCGAAGGAAAUGUGGUCAAUGGACCGAUUGCUCGCCAGAUGGUGGACACACUGGCUGAGUCCUCUGCCUACGUAGAGGCGUUUGAUGUCAACGGUGAUGGAUGGAUUUCACAUCGGGAGUUCCGAAACGCACUGGAACAACAGAAAACCUACACUGCGGAAGAAAUUGGCUACAUCAUUGCGUGUGUGGAUACCAAUGCAGAUGGAAAGGUGGAUUUCAAGGAAUUCACCGAACGCUUCUACAACCCCGCCGAAGAUAUUGGCUUCAAUUUCGCACUCUUGCUCACCAACUUGUCUGAGCACGUGCCGUUCGAUCCAAGACUUGAACGUCUGGUUGAAAAAGCUCGCGGUGUGCUAGAUGUGUUCGAACCCCACCUAGGUCGGAUCGAAAUCACCGGCUCCAACGGACGCAUUGAGCGCGUGUAUUUUGAAAUCCGGCAACAGCAUAUCGAUCAGUGGGAAGCCCCUCAAAUCAAGGAAUCAAAACGUUCGUUUCUACAUUCGGUUGUCGGAGAGAGUGGCGAUAAGGAGAAGCUGGAAUGCUUCGUCAACUUUUGUGAGGACACAAUUUUCGAAAUGCAGCAUGCUCAGGAAAUCAACGGCGACGAGGCCGACAUGUCUUUGAGCAAGACGGCUGCAUUCAAUCGAUUUCUGGAGAUCACACACUUGGCUUUCAUUGGUCGGGCGUUCUCCACACUCUUCCACUAUAUAAGUCCUUCCUACAUUGCAUCCGGAUGGUCCACACUCCGUCAGAUGUCCUGUUCCGACAUUGUUCUCGCUUUUCUUGGUUUGCAAAUCGGCAUUCUAAUUUGUCUGACGCGUUGCGCAAUGUUUGGCGUGCGUCUUGUUGGACAAAUUAUCGUAGCAAUGGCCUCGGACCCUGGCGCACAAACCGGUGCGCCCAAGUCCAGAGCUAUGCGUGCAAUUGUGCCAGUGUCACCGGGAGGCUCGCUGCAUUUGCCUCCUUCACAGGAACAUCAAUGGUGGCUGCUCUCAGAAGAUCAGCAAUUGCUGUUGGAGCGAGUAGAUCCCAACGAAUUGGCGGCCAUGGAAGAGGAAUAUGACCGUGCUAGAUCGGCCGCCGCAGUUAGCGCGGCCUUGGGUAGGUCAUCCAGUGGUACUGGCAGCAUGUCGGAAGGAGGAAACGCCAGCAUGCGUACUAACGCGGGAAUUCACACCGCGAAUCUAGUGUCGGGACCGACUGCUCAUCAGGCUGUCCUGGAACCUAUCAAGCUGGUUCAAGUCCCGAAGAAGGCCGCUGAACCGAAACAGGCAGAAGAAGAUAAAACUCCACAGUUCAACACGCGAGCCUACAUGAUUUCGCUGUUUGCGAGCAACUUUUACCGCUUCAAAAUCAGUGCACUCAUCCUCGCCUUCCUGAUCAACUUCUUGCUGUUGUUUUUCAAGGUACACCAAGCGCAUUCCAACGAGGAGGGAUUAGACGACGUCUCUGAAGGAGCAUUGGCUACGGCUGCCUUGCGUGCAGCGGUCGGUGAUGCUGCCGAGGGUGCAGAGGACGCAGAGCCUGAGGAAUGGAUAACUUUGGCCGACUCAAAUGCUUACAUAGCGCCACUGAUAGCCAUCUUGGCGGCCAUUCACUCCCUGCUAUCUUUCAGCAUGCUGAUCGCCUACUACUACCUGAAAGUUCCCUUGGUGAUCUUCAAACGAGAGAAGGAGAUCUCCCGAAUGUUGGAAUUCGAAGGGAUGUGGAUCUCACAGCAGCCGGCUGAAGACAACCUCCGCGCCCAUUGGGACAAGCUUGUACUUUCCACUCCCUCAUUUCCACAAAUGUACUGGGGUAAAUUUGUGAAGAAGAAAGUGCGCAACAAGUACUCAGUGCAGUACGACUACGAUGAGAUCACGACGCUUUUGGGAAUGGACAAACCUGUGCCGGAGCCUAAUGGAACAGGGGGUGGUUCCAUCUUCAGCUUUUUCAGUGGCGUGGAUAUACAAUAUCUUACAUGGAAGUGGGGAGUCGUAUUCACGGAUAUUUCAUUCCUCUACCUCGCUGUCUACUUUGCUGCGUCGUUCUUUGGCAAUUUCAACUAUUUCCUCUACGCGUGUCACCUGUUGGAUGUGGCCGUAUCGUUCAAGACUUUGAGAACGAUCAUCCAGUCCGUGACACACAAUGGGAAGCAGCUGGUGUUGACUGUCAUGUUGACCUCCAUUGUGAUCUACUUGUACACGGUGAUUGCCUUCAACUUUCUGCGAAAAUUCUAUGUGAAAGACAAUGAUGGCGUCCAAGAUCCCAAAUGCAAUGAUAUGAUGACGCUCGUGUUGACUGUCAUGUUGACCUCCAUUGUGAUCUACUUGUACACGGUGAUUGCCUUCAACUUUUUGCGAAAAUUCUACGUGAAAGACAAUGAUGGCGUCCAAGAUCCCAAAUGCAAUGAUAUGAUGACGUGCUUCAUAUUUCAUCUGCACACGGGGCUGAGGGCAGGUGGUGGUAUCGGGGAUGAAAUUGAAGCGCCGGACGGAGAUGAAUGGGAAGGCUUUCGAAUAAUGUUCGAUUUGACAUUCUUCUUCUUCGUGAUCGUCAUCCUGCUGGCCAUCAUCCAAGGUCUAAUUAUCGAUGCAUUCGGUGAUCUGCGAGAUCAGUUGGAACAGGUCAAAGAAGAUUUGGAGUCAAAAUGCUUCAUUUGCGGUAUUGGCAAGGAAUACUUUGACAAAAUUCCUCAUGGGUUUGAACAACACGUGGAGAAGGAACACAACUUUGCCAACUACAUGACAAGUCAUUACACAUUUUCCAGUCUCCAGCCAGAGGGCCAGGAGACCGGGUUGGUCAAGCUUUCAGCUAUCCUGGUAUGGGAAACCAAACGGGUGUCACACGGACACUCCCUCACCAGCAUAGCUCAAUGCGUCGCGCAGCCUCUUCGUGACGGAUGCAAGUGUCCUUACCGGUUGACUGGGCGCCGUGUAUUCCUUUGUUCAAGAGCGACAAUCUGCAUCGAAUUGUUGGAUGAAAGUGAACUACACCGGUGGACACCCUAG